Molecule: messenger RNA, 2128 nt
Organism: Lingula anatina
Lineage: Eukaryota; Metazoa; Brachiopoda; Lingulata; Lingulida; Lingulidae
Product: cytochrome P450 2J4-like
Molecular function (GO): iron ion binding; heme binding; monooxygenase activity
Source: RefSeq, a predicted model, not a curated record
AAAGCUGUCAGCAACAUUAUUUCUAUCGUUGUAUUUGGAACAAGAUAUGAAUACAAUGACACCCCAGAAAUGCUUCCAGUUUUGGAGGAAUUCAUGCAACUUGGGGAAGGGGCACUUUCCCUUACUGACUUGGCACGGUUCUUUCUACCGCUGAAGAAGAUAUUCGCUCUCAUUGACAAGUUCUAUUCUUUGGCACGACAAGAAGUUGAACGACACCGCCAGUCUUUUGAUCCAACUGACAUCCGGGACUUUAUUGACCUCUUCAUAAAGGUCACCCAAGAGGGACAAGAUCCCGAGAUUUACACAGAAUGGAACGUAUUCCGCAUCAUUAUUGAUCUUUAUUUGGCCGGGACCGACACAACUUCUAACACUUUGAGAUGGUCCCUCAUCCAUAUGGUAAAUCAGCCAGACGUUCAGAAGAGGGUGCAACAGGAAAUUGAUCAGGUCAUAGGUCAAGGUCGUGUUGCCAAGAUGGAGGACAAGGCCAGGAUGCCAUUCACUGAGGCAACCAUCUUGGAAGUCUUUCGUAUGUCAACUGUCGUCACCCUGGGAGUUCCACAUGCCACCAGUGAAACAACCAAAUUGGGCGGAUACACCAUUCCCAAGGGCACCAUAAUACUGGGAGAUUUGUACCGGGUUCUCCACGAUAAGAGUAACUUCGAGGAUCCUUACAAGUUCAAACCAGAAAGAUGGCUGGAUGGUGACGGUAAAGUGACCAAGUCCGACAAACUGAUACCGUUUUCCAUUGGACCUCGUCUUUGCUUGGGCAAGGGGCUGGCUGAAAUGGAAUCUUUCAUCUUCUUCACCACGUUGCUUCAGAAUUUUACCUUCAAGGUACCAGAGGGCGAGAAACCUCCGGAUGGAGUAAAAGGUUUCAACGCAGCCACCUUUUCACCAUACGCCUAUAACGUGUGCGCCGUCAGACGCUAAAAUGAAGGCACAUAGACCCAAACGACAAAACGACAAAGCUUUCAAGGAACUUCAGUUUAGCCUUAACGUACGGUCUCGUAACCCAAAUAUUUAACGUAUUGUUCCGUGGUUCAAGUAUCAAGUGUCCAGCGGUCAGUUGAUGAUCCUAUAUGUCGGACUUGUGGCCAAAGGAUCAGUUUAUCAUACAGCUUGGGUUUAUCCGAAAUCUCACAUAAUCUCGAGUAAGAAAGUGGGAGAUUCAACGGUGAAGUGGCAUGUGAAGUGGUAACGCGAGCGGGUGGCGGUGAGGCUCAGAGUAAAUAACUAAUCGGUUCUCUGGUCCCCUUUUCGUGGAUAACGGUAAUUUGGAAGCAAAUGAACGGCAGGGUGUCACCUCUUGUCGUGCGUUUUACUCUGAAGCUCCCUGGGGAGCUGAAACAAUUUAGUGUAAAAUUUGGAUUCUUGUUGAGUGUCUUGUACAUACGCAAAAUAAGUGGCUGUUGGUGCUUCAGUUGUAGCUGCAGCUGGCGCUGAAGAGGGUGUUUCACGUAACUCAAUGUAACUCAUCGUUGCACUUGGACUGGAAAAGCAAAGAUGUCAUUGACAGCUUGUACUUGAUUUGCACCUUGUUGCACCAGCCACACAAUCCUCAUUAUUGUCAGAGUAUCUUCAUUAGUCCAGAAAACAAAAUUAUUUCUCCCUCAGUUAUCAUCUAGAGCCCGAGGAUGUUUCUUUUACGUCCAUUGAUAAUAAUGUAAAGGGUCAUAUCCCUAUGUAUACUAAUACGUAAUUGAGGUGAAUAAUCAUUUUAAACAUAUAAUUGAUGUGACCCACAAACAGUUUUGAUCAUUUUAAUUUGCUUUCACUUGGAGGGAAAACCCCGCUACCCAGUAUUUCACUUUUGCCCCCUUACUUUCCAAAAUUUAUGGAUCCACGAGUGCACGAGUUGUAUCAAUAUCAGCAGAUUGCGAAAUUGAGAAACACUGUGCUGUCAGGUCCGUAGCCAGGGUAUGGGUGUGAGUGUGUGUGUGUGUGUGUGUGCGUGUGAGGGGGGCUACGGGCCUGACUGUACAUGUGUAUCAUACAGCAUUGACAACAAUCGCUAAUUUUACAUGUACUUACAGUGUAGUAUGUGUUUACUUAAAGGCCAGCAGUGUUGCUAUUUCUUAUAUUUAUAAAGGUUCAAGGCCUUUAAAUAUGAAGCCUUUAAGAAUAAAAA